AUGGUCUCUUCUGCUCAGUGUACAUUGUUGCUGCUGCUCUUGGAUCCAGUGAAAUAUAUCACUCUAACCUCAGUCCAUCAAUUUGCUUUUAAGAGCCGACUUCAUUCUACGGUUUCUUUUCAAAAUCUACAGUCAUUGGAGAAACUGGUGAUUUCAGAUCUAUCGUCGCCAUCCAGGAUGCACAACAGGGAGUUUAUGUGUGUUAAUUGUAUGCAGCCGUCUUCAUCACUGUAUCAGAUUUAUUCUGAAGGUGUCAUUCGGCUAUCGGAUUGUAAAAGUUGCGGUGCGGUUGUUGAUAAAUACGUUGAGUACGACACCAUGUUGGUUAUCAUAGACCUAAUAAUCCAUAACAUCUCGGCAUAUCGUCAUCUGAUAUACAAUAUGAAGAUACAGAACCAAUUGCGAGUGGCAGUAAUUUUUCUUUUCUGUGACGCCUACGAUAAGUGGAUCUCAGGAAGAGCUGGUGUUUAUAAUAUAUACGAUUUGGAAUGGAUAUUUUAUAAAAGCCUACUACAAAGCACAUUAGAAAUGUGUACAUAUGUUGCUGUUAUAAUAUUCUGCGAAAUUUUGGUUCAUUCCUUUUGUUUGGACCGUAUUGAAUUAAUAAGUCGAGGUACUAUCAUUGGCUACUAUGGCAAUGUGGCUGUAGUAUUAUCUAUAAUCUUCCGACUAAGCAAAGAAUUCUCUUAUCGCUCUGUUACGCAACUCUUUAUUUUCGUUUCUCACAUUCAGGUGCAGCGAACAUUAUUUCCGGAUUUGUCGCUCGUCACAAACUGUGUCGUUGUUGCUAUUGGUGUCGCCUUGUCAAUGUUGUCAGGAUUGCUUUGUCGGAGUUUCCUAGAGUACUGA
This is a messenger RNA of Necator americanus (New World hookworm), 849 nucleotides long. RefSeq lists its product as uncharacterized. The transcript has 6 exons. The record is from RefSeq and is a predicted model, not a curated record. The coding region runs from base 1 to 849 and encodes 282 amino acids. Gene Ontology annotation, biological process: intracellular sterol transport; sphingolipid metabolic process; sterol metabolic process. Gene Ontology annotation, cellular component: cortical endoplasmic reticulum; Golgi apparatus. Lineage: Eukaryota; Metazoa; Nematoda; Chromadorea; Rhabditida; Ancylostomatidae.